Paramacrobiotus metropolitanus is the source of this 4466-nucleotide messenger RNA. RefSeq lists its product as uncharacterized. Bases 2128 to 4425 code for a protein of 765 amino acids. The record is from RefSeq and is a predicted model, not a curated record. Gene Ontology annotation, biological process: proteolysis. NCBI's taxonomy places the organism in Eukaryota, Metazoa, Tardigrada, Eutardigrada, Parachela, Macrobiotidae. The transcript is spliced from 8 exons. Gene Ontology annotation, molecular function: metalloendopeptidase activity; zinc ion binding.
CCAACCAAAAACGCCACAGUUUUUGUGGACGGUUUUCAGAAAUUUCGUUCAAAUGUAUCAUUUGGCUGUAGUAAUCUGUCUUAUUCUUGCGCCACGCUUGUCGGCAUACUGGGACGCGCGAGAUUACCUUGAUGAGGUGGAAGAUGAUUUCCUUCCCGACGACUGGAACAGCGAAGCGCCACUGCAUGAGCUUUUGUCGGAGCGGAGCACUAUAAAUGUACUGCAGGACGAUAUUAUGUAUGCUAGCGCCAUUUACGACAGUCCCGCAAUCUAUCAAGCCAAUCAUGCCCAUGCAUCGGUUGUUAACGAUACCCAAAGAGAAAGGAUCACGUUCUGGUCGGGAGGACAAGUUCCGUACAUAAUCAGUUCCGCAUUUGGUGCAUCGAGCAGAUUUCUCAUUGAGGAUGCCAUGCGCAGGAUUGAAGAAGCGACAUUUGGCUGCAUUAGCUUCGUCAAGAGAACUGUAGAGGACGACUUCGUAUCUUUUCAGCAGGGCAACAACUGUUCAUCCAUUCUCGGAAUGAAUCGUGGCAGCCGGGGUGCAGGGCAGCCGCUUUUCUUGAGAGAUGACGUGAACGCUUCCUGCAUCGUGACGGGAAUUGUGCAGCACGAAAUUCUGCACGCGCUGGGAAUGCUUCAUGAGCACUCCCGACCGGACCGCGAUGCUUACAUUGAAAUCAACCACAACGCGAUAACGGAGGGUCACGAGGCCAACUUCCGCAUUAAGCCAGAGGCGAAGACAUACGGAAUCGAAUACGAUCUGGAGUCCAUAAUGCACUACGGAGCCUUUGAUUUCGCUAAGUCUCUCAAUGUUCCGAUUAUCGUACCGCGGUUUGCCGGCUUCGAAAUGUCGAUGGGACAGCGAAAACGGCUGACUGUGCGCGAUGCGGCUAAGCUGCGGUCUGCAUACAAAUGCCAGGUGGACUCCGGAAAGCCCGUGUCGACCAGACAAGAACCUCUACGGUUUGUCGGGACUCCCUUAACUCCCGAAGAGUGUGAGUUGCAGUUCAAUGAGCACUGUGGACACUUUGCAAUCGACAGGGUCGGCUGUAGGACGUCCCGGAUGUUUUUCAUCAUUUGUAUGUUGGAGGCCGAUGCGGAUUUUUUGUGGAACAUGGCGUUAGCUAUGGCCGAAUAUCCUUCCCGUGCAGUUGGAAUCGUUUUGGCAGAACCGCAAAUAACUCCCGAACCUUUCCGUCCCAUUACUGAGCAAGUAACCGCAUUGAUUAUGAUGGCGUGCACAGUGCCGCAGGCAACAUCGCGACUGCCGUCGCUUGGUUUCAUCAACCUGAAUAACUUCGAUAUGUUGGACUGCCGCAAGAUGAUUGUCAGGAAACAAGAUUUUGCGCAUUUUCCACAACUGAGGAUAAUCAGGUUCAGUAACACAACGCUGGUCCAUUUGGAAAAGGACACAUUUACUAACCUCGAGCAGCUGCGUCUUAUUGCAUGGCAUGUUAAAAUUCACGAAUUCCCGUAUUUUACUGCAGACAUACAGAAGUUUUUGAAUUAUCUGCAUUGCAGCUGUGAACUCGCAUGGCUACGCCACUGGUGGGAGACGAGGAAAAUCAAAAUCAUCAAAGUCUCUUCGAACGUCAGCAAUGCCUGGUUGCCUUAUUUUAACACAGAUCUUCUCAUUGCGGAGGUUUUUCUUCCUAUUGAUUGCGCAGCCGACCCAUUUCCGUCUAAUUUGAGCAUGAUAGAUUUCACCCAGGUGAAUUUCUCAAUUAAUGCGCCGUCGAGGUGUCAGCAAAAUGAAUCGAAUGGUGUGGUCGAUGAUGCAGGCAUUCUGCUCCCAUCACGCUCUAUACUUAACAGUCCAGCGUCGUGUUAACUUAACACGACGCUGGCUGAAUGUCUCACCCAAUUCAACAGGAAAUGUUGGCCUGCUGAAAGCGCAGAAGGGGAUGACCCCAGCGGCUAUUGCUCUCAUGCCGACCAUCACAUGCACAGUUUGACCAUUCGCUGCCAGGCGGACAUCACCAGCCGCGAACUGCAGGACAUGACCUAUAACUUGGCAAAUUUUCGUCCAGUGGCGUGAAAAUCAUUCUGGCAGACGGUGAUUAUAUUUCUUAUCCGACAUUCUCCAUAAUUCGAACACGAGCAUACAGUCUCGGUAUACGCAGAUGCAUGGAUCGCCGCACCGUGGGCAAGCUUUCGGGACUGGAGUUUUCUAAUCUGUUACAUUUUAUGCUGGAAAACUGCCACGCUUUGGCUAUUAGCAAGAAUGAUUUUGCUGGAAUGCCAUAUUUAUACAUGGUUCUCUUCUACAGAUCCACACUGUCUUCUCUGGAGCGCGGGUCGUUUAGUUAUUUACCUGGUUUAAGUAUUUUGUCAUUGGAAGCCGCACUGAGUGAUGCUGUACACUGGUCGAUUGGCACGCGUCAGUAUCUCUGGCAGCUCCACUGUAGCUGCGAAUACGAAUGGUUUCGUUCAUGGUGGACGUCCACACUCAUCCCUAAACUGGAGUACAUCUCUUCGAUUCAAUCAGUUUUGACCACAACAAACAGCGACACGCGGGAUGGACAGAUCAGAGAGUGCUAUUCUACGUGGGGCAUUCGAAACUCCUCACUGCAUGGAUUCUACAUGCUGAAGCGCCCUGUACGCUCUGUGCUGCUCGAAGCCGCGACGACGGCGGACAUUUUGAUAUGUUUUGAGAAAGAGAAAUUAUACAUUCCGGUGGACUGCAGCGCUGAACCAUUUGCUACUCGCCCCAAGGACAUCAACUUUGCGCAGAAGAACUUUACCAUUAAUGGACCGGUUUGCAUCAACGAGACGGCAACCGCUGCACCGGUCCUGCAAAAACGGGACCAGAAUUAUGACAGCAUCACAAAGGCAGAACCAAAAAUUCGCAUUCGGGAAGCGCCCUACGUUCACAAGAGCACUUUCAAAGAGCGCCGAUCACAAAUCCUUACUGUCGCACAAAACCGCCACGGAGGCAGGGAUUUUCAGGAUGACCAAUGGCUAAACACGAGCGAGCUGGCUCACACUACUGGCCUGCUGCCUGUUCAUCGCUUUUGGGAAAAAGGAAUUGUUCCUUAUUCAGUAAGCGAAAAAUUUGACUGGCGAGACACCGGGAUGAUUCAACGCGCUUUACAUGGAAUUCACAUCAAAACAGGGGACUGUGUCGAUUUCGUCAAGAAGACGUCAGAAGUUGAUUUCAUAUUUUUUCAACCAUCAAGCGCAAAUUCAGGGUCUGGGUGCCAGUCUCCUGUUGGACGGCAAGGAGGCGCGCAAAUUAUCACUUUGACUCCAGCUUGUCUUUCUGGUGGGAUAAUUCAGCAUUUGGUACUCCAUUCGCUCGGAUUCUUUCAUGAACAUCAACGGCCGGACCGCGACAAAUACGUAUAUUUCAACGCAAACAGCACGAACGUAACAGGACUGUUUCGCGUACUACCACAGAUGCCUUCUUAUAAAACUGCGUACGAUCUAGAAUCAGUCAUGCAUUUUGGACCAUACGAUUUCGCCAGCACAAACCAACCUGUUCUACUUCCCAGGAAGAGAAGUAACGUUAAAAUGGGACAGAGACGAGGCUUAAGCGUCGCAGAUGUGGUUAAGCUGCAUGUAGCUUAUAACUGCACGAUCGGUGAGAAGACUGUGCAUGCAGAGCCGUUUCCGGAAUUCAUUCCCACUGAUUUCAGCAAUGAACAGUGCGCAUUGUUACAACGUUACGCCUGCUUCCACAGCCAUUCUGACUGCACUAACAAGCGAUUCCUAACCCUAAAAUGUGAAAGAAACCCGCGGUUGAGCAGACUACUUCCAUUGUUAACGGAAGUCAGAAAAUCACUCCAUGCUGUGACCUUGGCCUGGUAUGAUAUGGCAGAUUUCGAUAAAAAAAUAUUUGCACCAAUUCGCCGGCAAGUGAUAGUUUUCGUCCUGGCUUUCUGCUCCGCCAGUAAUUCCACGACUAGUUUGGUCGAAUUUCGCUUCUUCAAUCUACUAAAAUUAACGUUGGAAAAUUGUCAAGAUCUGAUUGUACGGCAAAAGGACUUCUCGGGACUAAAGAGACUAACAACCGUUUUGUUCCGGCGAAGCACGAUUCAGUCACUGGAGUGGAACGCUUUCGCUGGUUUGCCCAGUUUAAGAGUGCUGAGUCUGGAGUUUGGAGUUUCUAUGUACGGUAACGGUAGGCAGUGGGGAGAGCAGCCGCAAAGACUGGAUGUACGUUAUUUGCGAUUUAUCGAGUAUCUCCACUGCCACUGCCAGUUUGCGCAGUUUCGAUCAUGGAUUAAAAGCAAUCGAGCGCUGAUUGCGGAAACUAAGGAUGCUGAAGUUUUCCGCGUCAGAAACGUGCUUGCUAGUUCUGGGUAUACGGUUAAAGAUCUGUACUUUCCAGCUGACUGUAGUAAAGUGCCCUUUGUUGACAAUCCGAAUUUUUUUGAUUUUUCUCGCACCGAGUUUUCGAUUAAUCAGCCCGUUUGUCUCUAAACUACAUCCGUAAACUGCCAUUCAGAUUCGCAUGCGAAUAA